Juglans regia (Persian walnut) is the source of this 3300-nucleotide messenger RNA. RefSeq lists its product as uncharacterized. Bases 1 to 3300 code for a protein of 1099 amino acids. NCBI's taxonomy places the organism in Eukaryota, Viridiplantae, Streptophyta, Magnoliopsida, Fagales, Juglandaceae. The transcript is spliced from 4 exons. The record is from RefSeq and is a predicted model, not a curated record.
AUGGACAAAAGUUGGAUGAAAAAACCUCGACAUACAAAAGAGUAUGUUGAUGGUGUCAAUGAGUUUUUGAAGUUUGCAUGUGAGAAUUGUCCUACAGAUUCAUCGAUUUGUUGCCCAUGUAGAAAAUGUGGAUUGCGUAUGAUGUUCAUGCCCAACAUGGUAUUUGAUCAUUUGAUUAGCUAUGGAAUUUCUCAAGGUUACACCAUUUGGCAUGCUCAUGGGGAGAGAAAAGGGGAGGCAUCUUACCAUGCUAUUGGUGCCCAAAACAAUAAUGAGCAAAUAAAUGAAGGCUCCAGUGGGAUGACAACUAUGUUACAUGACGUUUUUCCAAUGUUUGAUCCUGAAAUAGUCGAAGGUACUGGGCCUGAAAUACGUGUGGAAGUUGGAGAAGCUGGAGUGCAAUAUGAAAAUCGACAAGAUUCAAAUGAGAGAGUUAAUAAAUUUUACAAUAUGUUAAAAGAUGUUGAUGAGCCAUUAUAUGAAGGGUGCACAAAACAUACUAAGUUUAGUGCUAUCGUACGUCUAUGGAAUAUGAAGUGUUUGGGUGGAUUGAGUAAUAACAUAUUUACAGAAUUGCUUGAAUUUGUGAAUGAGUUGCUCCCACCAGGAGCAUCAUUGCCUAAAAAUACAUACGAGGCGAAGAAGUACAUGAAUGAGUUAGGGCUUGGAUACGAGAAGAUCUUAGUAUGUCCCAAUGGUUGUAUGUUAUUUUGGAAGGACAAUGAGAAUCUGGAAACAUGCGUGGUAUGUGGAGCAUCAAAGUGGAAGCGAAAAGAGUCUAUGGAUGAAAGCUCUAAAAAAGGUAAAAGAAGUCCAGCAAAAAUAUUACGGUGGUUUCCGUUAAAACCAAGGUUGCAAAGGCUUUUUAUGUCAUCGAAGACUUCUUCACAAAUGAAAUGGCAUGCUAUAGGCCGCACAAAUGAUGGGGUACUAAGGCAUCCAGCAGAUGGUUUGGCUUGGAAGACGUUUGAUUCACAACAUGAUGAGUUUGCCUCUGACCCCCGCAAUGUUAGGCUUGGUUUAUCUGCAGAUGGCUUUAAUCCUUUUGGUAACAUGAGCAUUUCCUAUAGUACCUGGCCGGUUAUGUUGGUACCUUACAAUUUACCUCCUUGGAUGUGCAUGAAACGAUCAACUUUCAUGCUAUCUUUGCUUAUACCGGGACCAUCAUCACCUUCAAUGAAUAUAGAUGUAUAUUUAGAGCCUCUAAUAUCAGAAUUAAAGGAAUUAUGGGAGAUUGGAGCACCAACCUAUGAUGUUUGCUCUAGAGAGAUAUUUACAAUGCGUGCGGCUUUAAUGUGGACGAUAAAUGAUUUUCCUGCAUAUGGUGAUUUGUCUGGAUGGAGUACGAAAGGUCGUUUAGCAUGUCCUUGUUGUAUGGGUAAUACACGAUCUAGAUGGCUGAAACAUGGAAAAAAAUUUUCCUAUAUGGGGCAUAGACGAUUCUUGCCAAUAAAUCAUAAGUGGAGAAUGAUGGCAAGAACAUUUGAUGGUACACGAGAAAUUGAUCCUCCACCUACCAUGCCAACACCUGAUGAAAUUUUGGAACAAUUAGAUGAUGAAAGAUGCAAUGAUAGAACAAAUCGUAAAAGAAAUAGAGUUGUGGGGUCCACUACUGUUAAGGAACACUCAUGGAAGAAACGUAGUAUUUUCUUUAGUUUGCCUUACUGGAAGGAUAAUUUAUUGCGUCAUAAUCUUGAUGUGAUGCACAUUGAAAAAAAUGUGGUGGAUAAUAUUGUUGGCACACUAUUAAAUAUUGUUACGAAAUCAAAAGAUGGCAUACAGGCACGCCUUGACUUACAAGAGAUGGGUUUGAGACCACAACUUCAUCCGGUUAUAACAGCUGCAAACAAGACAUAUUUGCCUCCAGCUAUUUUCACAAUGAGUAACAAAGAGAAAGAAGACUUGUUGAAGGUUAUAAAAAAUGUAAAAGUACCAGAUGGUUAUUCUUCAAAUGUUUCACGUUGUGUCAAGCUUGAACAUCGUACUAUAGUGGGCAUGAAGAGUCAUGAUAGCCAUAUACUGAUGCAACAACUUCUGCCAAUUGCAUUACGUGGGUCAUUACCUAAGAAGGUAAUAGAACCAUUGAUCGAGCUAUCUGGAUUCUUCAGGGAAAUUUGCUCGAAAACAAUGCGGCUUGAAGAUUUGGACCGAUUGGAAUCUAGAAUACCCUACAUAUUGUGCCAAUUAGAAAUGAUAUUUCCACCAUCAUUUUUCACGGUUAUGGUGCACUUGGUUAUACAUUUAGUUGCAGAAUGUAAACUUGGAGGACCAGUUCAUUAUCGAUGGAUGUAUCCCGUUGAAAGGUACCUACACCGACUUAAGUUUCAUGUGCGUAACAAAGCUGCACCAGAAGGUUCCAUUGCUGAAGGAUAUUUGCUGGAGGAAUUAUUGACGUUUUGUUCUCGUUAUUUAGAAUCCGCUCAAACGGUUUUCAAUAGACCAUCUAGAAACCCGGAUGAUUCUAAAGGGAAAGUUCUUGACGUUCGCCUUGAUUUUACGGCGUGGACUCAAGCACAUCGCUAUAUUCUCUUCAACUCUGAUGAUUUCACUCCAUUCCGCAUGAUGCACUUGGAAAUAUUGAGGAAUACAAUUGAUGAGAGGCAUGUAUCGAAUGAAGAACUACAGAAGAGGCACCAAGACCAAUUUUGUAAUUGGUUUCAAGAUUAUGUAAUGAAAAUGGAUGACAAUGAAAGAAGUGAAUUGGGCCAUAAAGUCGUAAUGCAUUCUAAAGGUCCCUUGCAAGUUGCCAAAGAAUUCAAGCGAAUUGUCAUCAAUGGUACAAAAUAUCGCACUAGGAAUUACGAAAAUGGGAAGAAAACUCAGAAUUGUGGUGUUAGUGUGUGUACUGAAGAUGGCCUUGCCUGGUAUGGCCAAUUAACACGCAUAAUUGAGAUUAUGUAUUAUGAUGGAUCUCGAUAUGUGUUAUUCAAAUGUGAUUGGGCAGACGUUACUAUGGGUAAAGGUUUCAAGGAGGAUGAGUUUGGGUUUAGUCUUGUGAAUUUUUCUCAUCUAGUACACACUGGUAAUCGGAUAACUGAUGAUCCGUUUGUUUUAUCUUCCCAAGUAUCUCAAGUAUAUUAUGUGGCAGAUGAAAGAUGCCCAAAUUGGGUUGUUGUCGUUAAGACAAAACCAAGAGACGUGUAUGACACUGGUGAAGAGGAAGUGACUGAUGACGACGAUGAUGAAUAUUUAGUCAACGAAUAUUGUAACACUUCCAACGAUGAAGCUAUUGAACCUGCUAUUGACGAUGUUGUAUGGACGCGAAAUGACAUAGAUGGAUUGAUGAUCGAAACUCCUUAA